UUUUUGCUCUGGAAGGGAUUUAGGGAUGGUAGUCAAGUUCCUUAGUUGGUGAAGAAACUAUGGUGUCUCCAAGUUUAAAGUUGAUUUGAUAGUAGAUUGAACUCUUUCCAGCUUGAGCAUACCUCAGAAGAGCACCUCCGGUGGUGGCUGCUCAAUUCAUGACCAGAGGGAAGUUUUUGAUGGAUGAGGAGAUGGUCACGGGGCUAGACAGGGGGUGCUGUUUGGAUGUUCAAACCCCUGCGCUUUUCCUCUUUCCUGAGCUAACCCAGCGUCAUCUUGAAGAUUCAGCGGAUGUAAUCCGGGAGGUGCCCAAGCUGCAACGCUUUGUGUCUACAAAGGCUGACCGUGUUGGAGGGAGUGGAGUGGGAGAGGACUUUGGGGCGGAGGAGCUCGUGGAGAUCGCCGCCAUAUCUGGUACCAGGUCUCCAUGUAGGGAGGGGGUUGGGCUUUCCAGUGCUCAGCUUCCUCCUGCCAUUGAGGGAGUAACUGUGCUUUUGCGGAGACCCAGAGGCAGGCCAAAGAAGACCGAGGCUAAGGGAAGCAUGAAGGUUCCGCCGGUGACUAUGGCCGAUGCAGCGACCAAUGGUGAGGAGGUGUCAACCGGAAAAGAGCUGAUGGUUCUCUCUAAGGAGCUCUCUAAUCCCUAUAGCGUAAUGACGCAUGCAAGAAGUGCUAUCUUGAUGGGGAAGCGGCUUGGGAUGACGUACGACUGCCCAGACUUCAUAGCUGAAGGUGAGAUCGCGACACAAAUUUUGGCUAGAAGGGUUUGAUAGCCCUUGUUGAGGGAGUCCCGCUGGUUUUUCUUGGUUGGGUUUUUGUUUUUCUAGAUUGCUUUGUGUCUAUAGGUGGGUUCCUUGUCUUUUGUGGGCUUUGCUGGGCUUUUUUUUACCGUCUGGCACCUUUUUUGGUGGGCUUUGCCUAGGCUUUUUGGGCUUUUUUUUGGCUGAUUUGUCUUUUGAUCCCGUUUUUAGGAGGGUGUUUAUCGUGUAUAUCUCCUCAUUAUUAUAUGAAUUCUAUUUUACUUUCAAAAAAAAAAUGUAUUGUACGAGGAUCAAACUCAAUAGCUCUUCUCGCACACUCGGUCUGUAUUGUCAACUAGGCUACCCCUUGUGAUCUGUUGGAAAAAUAGUGAUAUUUCAAAAGUUUCAAGUCUCA
Messenger RNA from Lotus japonicus, 1155 nucleotides. RefSeq lists its product as uncharacterized. The record is from RefSeq and is a predicted model, not a curated record. The transcript has 2 exons. Bases 159 to 770 code for a protein of 203 amino acids. Lineage: Eukaryota; Viridiplantae; Streptophyta; Magnoliopsida; Fabales; Fabaceae.